Messenger RNA from Cyclocybe aegerita, 744 nucleotides. NCBI's taxonomy places the organism in Eukaryota, Fungi, Basidiomycota, Agaricomycetes, Agaricales, Hemipholiotaceae. The record is from the annotation of a GenBank genome assembly.
AUGUUUACCAUUCACCGAGCACGACCAUAUUUCCAACUUUUUCCCGCUCCGAAGCCGGAGGAGGAUUACCCCCAAGCAGUCGACCCCGAAGAGCUCGAAGAUUAUGCUCGCAAGCUGUUCCAGUUCUCCGGGUACCAGAGUGAUGUAUCCGAAGACCACGUUGACAUCAUAAACAGUCCUUACAAUGAGCUCGACGUCGAUUUGUCUGGCAACUGGAACGAAGACAAGCUGAGCGCCACGUUCUUUUCCGGUGGAGACCUGGAGGGCGGGGAGUACGACUACCCAAGUGGCGUGGAUGACCACCGCGAACCGUAUACGCCUUGCUCCCGCGGGAGCGACGAGUUCAACCGCGGAGCAUUCUCGGGCAGCAGCCUAGAGAUCUGGGACAAGGAGCCCGAGGGUGGGUGGCAGGGAGCAUUCAGUCCGCGGGUUCGUCCCACCAACGCGCGCUACUUCGACGCCGACGAGCUGUAUGAAUGGAUCCCCAAUAGCAACUGCUCGGUCGAGGUACGAAGCGAUGCAGGCGGCGACGACGUCCAAAGCUUUCGAAGGCGGCCGUCGCUGUGUGCCGAGGAAGAUGCACGGGUGAGCGAAACAGGAGAGCGCGUUCGACGCGGCUCUCGGGAAGGCACCGAUCUUGCAGAACUCUUCUCGCCGCGCUUCGUCUUCUCCGGAACGCUGUCGCCCCCCGUGGAGUCGAGAUAUGGCGGUGGUCAUAGUGUUUUCCCGACGUUCUGGACCUAA